AUGGCCUUCCCUGCGGUGGAGCCGCCCAAGCGGGAGCAAAAUUUUCUAGUGAAGGUAGGGAUGGAUGCCUGGACGCAGCCGUUCGCGGUUGCCCACAAGGUCAGGUUGGUGCACAUCCUCAAGAAUCUCCACACCUCGGAGGUGAAAAUCUACUCGGACGCGUCUAAGGAGUUCAUAGUACUACUGGAUGGUGAGUCUGGCGGGGAGGUGCUACAGGAGUACGUGCAGCAGUCGCCGCAGCUCAGGGAGCUGAUCGAGGCGUGGUGGCUCCACCGGGAGAAGCCAGGGAUGGCGUACAUACUUUCCCUCUUUGCGGCCGUCCUGGGCCACCCUGAUGGUAAGCUGCGGCGACAUGGUUCGGUUAAGAAGAGCUUGGACGGUGUCGCUAGGAUGAUACUGGAGGAUAAGGAGAAGAUGGGGGAUGUGCGUGGAGGGGGUCUGGCGUCGGAGGUCGCUGAGAGAUUUGAUUUUAAGAUGGCUAUUUUGCCGCAGCUCACUGGGACAAUGAAGAAGAAAGGGAGCAGGGAUGGAGGGAAUCGGAGGAAGGGUGCUGAAUUUGGGUCCACAAGGCGGUCAUUUAUUGGGUUUGCCAUGUCGUUUUUGGAGGUUGGGAAUCCAAGGCUGCUAAGAUGGAUCCUUCAACAGAAGGAGGUAUAUUCAGGGGUGCUUCGUGGGAUUGGAAAUGAUGAUGCUGAGACCGUCAUGUACGUCCUCUCAACUCUGCGAGACAAUGUCCUGGUAGAUGAGUCACUUGUCCCACCAGGGCUAAGGAGUGUCCUCUUUGGAAGUGUCACAUUGGAGCAGCUGAGCUUGAUCUCAGGGAAUCUUGAUGCAGGGGAAGCAGCUGACAUUGCUCAUGAGGUAUUGGUCAUGGUGUGCACUGAUCCGAAAAAUGGAUUGAUGCCAGGAUCAAAUUUGAGAGGUAAUGAGAAACGCUUGCUAGAUCUCAUGAAAAAGUUGAAAGCUACUGAGGUUGCUCACCACAAAAAAUUGUUGCUGGCCAUUGUGAGUAAUAGGCUGUCUCUUUGUUCGGCGUACAUGAACGAGUUUCCUUACAAUAUUGAACCACGGUCGUCUCCUUCAUGGUUUUCGGCCAUCUCCCUUGCAGCUGAUGUCAUAGCUUCAGCAAAAUGUGAUAGCAUUGUUCAAACUCUUUCAUCCAAUUCACAUGGUCUGGUAUCUGUAGAUGAUGAAGAAGUUCAGGUAGUCUUGAAGUGCAUCGUGCCCAAUGUAUGCUCGCGAGCAAUGAUAAAUAGGGGAUUGCUGCAUUCUGAUGAUCUUGUGAAGCAUGGUUCUCUGAGGCUUGUUUUUGAAUCAGUUAACCUGCUUUGUUAUAUUAUCGAAGCCAUCAAUUGCAUGGUAUCAAAAGGGAGACUGAAGUCAGAAUUCAUUGGCUCAGAGAAAGUAACCAUGAAAAUAGAUGAUUUCCCAGUAUUAAGCUGUUCUGAUGCUACAGAUGCAUCCUUAGUUGAUGAGGUUCACCAGGAAGAUGAAAUGCAGGUCAAGAGGUGGACAUCUCUAAGAGAAUACAUCCAAGAUGAAGUUCAUGGAGCUAUGCCUGAUCCUCAAGUCCUUCUCAAGUUACUCUCUUCUACCAGCCAGAAACAUCAAAAUUACUCUCAGAGCAUACGAAAGAAAAAUGCUCAACUUUCUGAGCCUCCUCAAAAGAAACGAAGAUGCAGUCCUUCCUGUGAGGUUGAUGAUAUUAUUAUUGGUGGCAUUGAUGUUGAACAGGAUAAGGACGCGUCUGAAGAACGAGACCUGGACUUAAAAAAUGACCGCACAACCACCUUGUGUGAGAUAUGGAGCUUAGAUAAACAAGAUACGAAGAUGAAAGAUGCAAAUGUUGUAGAACAUGUCUUCCACUCGAAGUUGCUGGAUGUUCUCAGGCUUUAUUUGGGGGUGAUGCCCAGGUCUUUUGAUGGAUCAUAUGACUUCUUUAAGAUUAUACCACCUAACCCAUUGGAUCUGUCCAUGGAUGAGCAACAGUCCCUGUUAUCUCUUUUACUUGAGUAUUCAGGCCAAUCUAGAGGAUGUUUGGACCCAGAAAGAGCUCCAGAAUCAAUGUACAAGUAUCUGCAACCCUUGGUUUAUAUCAUGUUGCAUUCACAGAUGAAGAACAUCCGUGAUCAAGCAUAUAUUUUAGUUAAAGCUGCUAUGGCAAGUUCUGGUGCAUUUGAUCAUAACUUCACAGAGAUUGAUGCAUGGUUGGUUUUCUUGCCUGGUUAUGAGGCCAAAUGGUGUGUAAGAGAGAACCUAAGAGUUGGAGCACCUAAUAAAUUAUCACACAUUGUAAUCCCUUUUCUGUGUGAUGCUAUUUCGGUAGUUGGUAAUAACCUGUAUAAAUACCAAGAGCACACACGCAAGCUUAUCUCUAAAUCAGGCCAGUUGGAAGGCUGUUCUCCAGCUUUCAGCCCUCUGAUUAUUUGUGUUCUUCAGAAAUGCCUUAGGCUACUCGACACAGAGUCUGGAAGCACAAAGUUACACGAGAAGUCCACAAUUUCAUUGUAUGUGUGCAACACGAUCCACCUUAUUCUUCAGUCUCAGGUGGACGUGCAUUUAUUGCCUGAUCUUAUAGGUACUGUUCUAAAUGAAAGAUUUGAUAAAUUUUCAUCCCAAGAACUGAACUCUAGGAUUUAUCUUGCUGAGUGGAGGCCAUUAACAAAUAUGCUGCAUUUCUUGAGGAGAAUUUCUUACCAACAAAAUUAUAGCCUGUUCAACAUGCCGGAACAUUCUCCUGAGUUUGAUGGUAACUCGUUGUGCUCUGUAUCUAGACAGGUUGAAGAAAUGUUGAAUCAAGAACAAACUAAUUCGCUGGAUGAUGUAGCAACUGCAUUCUUAUUUUCAAUCAUAUGUGCACCUCCAAAAGAUGUUAUCGGUGCCUUUCCAGAUCUUCUUGAUGUUGUGAAAACACGUUUUCCAUCUCAUGUUGCUUUCUUGUCCUCGGUUCUUUUUCUGCAACAUGAUUAUCUGGCUAAAGUUGCUAGUUGUUGGCCAGAUAUAUUCUUCAGCAGCAUCAGACUGUUAAAGGAUGAUAUCAAUGUUGACCAUGUAAGCACAGUUGAGGACGAAUGGCAGAACCUCUCUGUUUCAACAGAAUCAGCUCCUCUAAGUACAUUUUUAAGUGUCAGUCCCUUCUGUGCGCUUUUACCUUCAGUAUUGAGCCUUGCAUUUUCUUCGCCAGAUGAAAUCAGGGAAGCACACAAGGAUGCACUUCUAAGACUUCUUGAAGUUAAAUUGUCUGAUUGCACAUUCAGUGAGCUUACCUUGUAUCUGAGAGUCAUCUUGUUCUGGACUCAUCACCUACUGUCAUCAUAUACUAUUAAGGAUUCAAAUUCAAAUAAUCUUGAGCAACCAUGUCAUUUGUGCUUUGGUCUUCUUGAUAGAGUAUUCGAGCGUAUUCAAGUUUUGACUGCUGACCUUUCACAGUCAAAAUCUGCAUACCCAGCCUAUCCAGUUCAAUGUAUCCAAGACAUUGUUGAUUCUGUUCUUCGGCAUCCUGUUAUUACCCUGUCUUUGUCAUGCUCUUUAUCCAAUUGCCAAAAUUUAGCAGAUGGGAGUUUGGAACAUCUGGAAGAAGCUUUGGCUAGUUUUGCGAAGGAAAAUCUGCACCUUAUAGAUCGUUUUGUUCUAAACCUUUUGGGUAAAUUGUAUGACCUUUUGCUAAUAUUUGGUAGCUAUGGAGGUAACUAUACAGAUAAUGGCCCAUCCCAUGAGUCACUGUUUGCUGCUCCAAAUCUUCUGCUGGAGAACAUAAUAUUGUUGUUCAAGGAGAAGUUUGAGCUCUGCAUGGACAAAGUAAACUUUGGAUUGCUUUUGCCAAAUUUCUACAUGGUUCGCACACUGUCAAAAUUCUUUUCUCCUGUCAAACUCCUGAACCUUGCAAAUUGGAUGUUCCCAAAAUUGGACGGUCGCAGCUCCAGUUCACCUGCUUUUGUUCCUGCUGUUUUGAUGUGCCUAUAUAUUACUGAUGUCGCCAUGGAAAUGCUGUGCUGUUAUCUACAAAAAACUGAUCAGAGAUCAGAAUCCCAUCUAUUUCGGGACUUGGAGAUCCAUAAUUCUGAUAUCAAUGCCAUUCAACAAGCCUAUCACAUCAUUCUUCAUUUUGCUACUAAGUGGAAUAUUGAAUUUGCUGAUCAUUGCUUGUUGAAGAUGCUGUGUCGUAUUCAUCACACAGAAAGAUGUGCAGGAUGGAACACUGACUAUAUUGCAUUCCAUAUGAUAUUAUCUACAAUGGCCAUCAAUACUCCCAUUGACACUCUUCAUCACUGCAUCUUUCGCACAUCUAAGGUUAAAGCAAAAGCAGUCCUGUUGCUUUUGGAAGCAAGUCCUAUGCAUCUGAAUUUUUUUAGCCAGAUAUUCUUGGAAAUUUUAAAUAAAGACACUUCUCUUUUGCAAGUCAAGGAUUCUGAUUCUAACAAUUUAUGGGCUCAAGCAGAUGGUGCUAUACUUCUGUUGCCUGCUGCUUUAUCAUGCUUGAAGUUUCACAGCAAUGACAACAGGCAGUGUGCUGAAUUCCUUGAACCAGUUCCAAUCUUUUAUUCUGAACUACUAUUAUGUGAUAAAGGGUUUUCAAGUUGGAAAAGCUUUGUUACCCGGAGCAUUUUUGAGGAAGAUUUUAGGGACUUUAUACCCACAUCAGUUGAAGAUAUAAUGGUUUAUUUCAGUAGCACUCUCUUGGGGAAGUCAGUUCCGAUGUUGCACUACUACUUUGCAUCGAAAGAAAUUUCAUGGAAACAACGCUUGGAAAUAGUUAGUUCAAUUAUUCCAGAGUCAUCUGAGCUAUUAGAUUCUGAUGUUAAUGAUAUUAAUCCCACUUCGUGCAAUAGCAUUAUGAAGUUUACUAAUGAAUUGUUCGCGAAGGUGUCACUAAUUAGACUGUUAUUAUCUCCUGGAAAAUCAUUGUCCAAUGAAGUAGCUUCAGAGAGGGAGUCCAAGAGAGUGCACAAAGCAAAGCUAAAUUUCAUUAGCAUAUUGGUCAGAACUAUCGAUAGAAUACUCAUGAAUUUCCCAUCGAGUGACAAUAUCUUCUCAUACUCUACCAAGGAAAGAAAGGUCAUCUGUUUUCUGGAAUAUGUAAUUCUCAAGAAUAUCAUUGAACUGUCCUCAGAGAUUCAAAGCUAUCUAAAUCAGCUGAAAUCAAUACCUUUCCUUGCCCAAUUCAUCAGAUCAUCCCUCUUGCAUAGAUUCAAUGAUCCUGUCACAACAAAAGCAAUUCGGUGUAUUCUUGUUGUGCUAUCACAAGGAAAGUUCUCAGCUGAUGAAAUUCUUGAACUUAUACUGGGUCACUCCAAUUUUGUAUCGACAAUAACAUGCAAUGAAGUUUCUGAGUAUCCAUGUGCUUGUAACACCACAGGAGGGAUGCUACAGCCAGCUCCAAGUAUUUUGAAAUUAGUUGAUUCUUCUUUCAUGGAAGAAUAUAAGGCAGAAAUUUCUAUUGCAGAAAAGAGAAGAGUUGAAACCAUCAGAUUACUAAGGGUACUGUAUGAUAUUAAGAGCAGACAACAGAAUAAUAGCCAAUUGAGCGAGUCAAGAGAAUUAGUUUUCUUGCUUUUGUCUGUUUAUGGCGCAACCCUUAGUGAAACAGAUUUGGAGAUACUUCACCUUAUGAAUGAGAUAGAGUCACCCGAGUGCCGAACCAUUACUGAAGUCGAUCAUCUGUGGGGAACUUCUGCUCUGAAAUUCAGAGAAGAACUGAAACUAGAUUUUUCAAAAUCAGAUACGCAUAACACAGAGAAUGCUGAGAUUACUGAAAGGAGACGGACGCUCUUUCGGGAGAACAUACCUGUUGAUUCCAAGCUCUGUGCAAAGACAUCUUUGCUAUAUUGCUAUAAAAGAUCUUCAAGGGUUUCUGUUUUCUCACUGGAACAGCUUCAACGGGAUAACUUUGCUGAUAGUUUCGAGGUAACAUCUCAAAGAAUGGAUGUUCAGAUUUACGAUUCUAUUUUUAUAUUGCGAUUCUCAAUUCAUACCCUUCACAUGGGUUACAUUGAGCCUGCUGAAUUUGCCCGGCUAGGGCUUCUUGCAAUCACACUUGUUAGUAUAGCAUCUCCUGAUCAUGAAUUAAGGAUGUUGGGCUAUGAGUGCCUAGGAACAUUCAAAAAAUCCCUUGAGAGCAUUCCGUUAUUUCCAACCUUAUUGCAGAGCAGUUCUGUGCAUUUUAAAGCUGAACGUUUGUGGAUGCUUCGGUUAUUAUCUGCUGGAUCAAAUCUAGCUGAUGAUGCUAAAAUAUACAAGAGAGGAAGAGUCUUAGAGCUUGUUCUUGCCUUCUGUUCUUCACCUGUUUCAGAUUUUGAAUCGAAGGUUUUAGUCCUUAAGGUGCUGAAGAAGUGUGUCAAGCUGCCAGUUCUAGCUCAUCAUCUAGUAAAAGAGUCUGGCAUUCUGUUGUGGUUAUUGUCUGUUAUUUCAGUCCGUAGUGAAGGGUCUGUUGGUUCUGAAAGCUCCUGUUCUAGAGUAACUGAGUUAGCGUUGGAGGUAGUCAAUGGUUUGAUAUCAUCAAGAUUAAUCACAGAUUGGCUCCAAGAAACUGCCCUUGAGCAGCUCUCGGCAAUAUCAUCAUACCUUUCUGUCCUCCUAAUUAACAAUGCCAAAUUAUUGAAAGGAAAUGCUCGCUUGUUGACUUCAGUGCUAAGUGUGAUUACAUCAACAAUGAGGCUGUCUAUGAAAAGGAAGAUAUACCAACCACAUUUUACCUUGUCCCUCCAUGGUGUAUUUAAUCUGUGCCAAGCUAUUGGUGGUAGCUCAAGAAGUACAGAGCAUAAGCUUGCAAUGGAACUUGGUAUCGAUGCCAUUCUGAUGAAUGGUCCUAUACCAUUUUUUUCUGAAAUGAACAGUGAUUCCUUGCCAUCAGUUGUUACAGCCCUUUGCUUGUUGCUUCUUGACAGAUCCAGUAAGCAAGUGAACAAACACCUGGCCAACAACCGUGGGAAAAUUGAAAUGCUUUGUUCAAAGAUACGCUGCCCAACUGAAUCUAAUCCUGCAUGGAGAUGGCAUUACUAUCAACCCUGGAAGGAUUCUGCUUUGCAGCACACCGGGAUGGAGCGCCUGGAAGAAGAGCAGGCCUGCCGAAGCCUUCUGGUCCUAUUUUCCAAUGCCUUCAGUGCCUGCCUGUCAGAGUUCCCGGUGUUGUCCCUAGAUGAUGUUGAGAAGUCUGGCCUUUUCCAGUGGGAAAGAGAGUCCAUGAUUAAACAGUCUUCCACUUAG
Molecule: messenger RNA, 7203 nt
Organism: Miscanthus lutarioriparius
Lineage: Eukaryota; Viridiplantae; Streptophyta; Magnoliopsida; Poales; Poaceae
Source: the annotation of a GenBank genome assembly